This is a messenger RNA of Trypanosoma theileri, 513 nucleotides long. Its product is annotated as translationally controlled tumor protein (TCTP). The transcript has a single exon. Gene Ontology annotation, molecular function: calcium ion binding. The coding region runs from base 1 to 513 and encodes 170 amino acids. NCBI's taxonomy places the organism in Eukaryota, Euglenozoa, Kinetoplastea, Trypanosomatida, Trypanosomatidae. Gene Ontology annotation, cellular component: cytoplasm. The record is from RefSeq and is a predicted model, not a curated record.
AUGAGGAUCUUCAAGGAUAUUCUGACAAACGCCGAGGUUGUUUGCGAUAACGACAAGCCCAUGCAGGAGGAAGGCGACAUUGUGUACGUUGUGAAGGGCCGCUAUAUUGAGAUUGGUGGUGAGGACUACGGUAUCUCCGCUAACGUGGAUGAGGACGCUGGUGAGGGUGCCACUGGUGAUGUGGAUGACUCCAAGCAGCGCGUCAUCGAUAUUGUGUACAACAACCGCUACACCGAGACAAACUACGAUAAGGCCUCCUACAUGGCCCACAUCCGCGGUUACAUGAAGCAGCUGCUGGAUAAGAUUGAGAGCGAUGAGGAUAAGAAGGCCUUCCAGACCAACGCUGCUGCCUUUGUGAAGAAGGUUGUGAAGGAGAUUGAUGAAUACCAGUUCUUCAUCCCUGAGGGUAAUGAGGAAGAUCCCGAUAAUGGCAUGAUCGUUCUGUGCCGCUGGGAGGGUGAAGAGCCCUCUUUCUACUACUGGAAGGAUGGUCUCAAGGGUGAGCGUGUGUAG